CAACACCCGACCACCCCAAGCAACAUCCCCGUUAGGCCACGCUCGUGAGUGGUGGUGGCCUGCGCUUCCCCCCCCCCCGACGUAACUCUGCUCCUCGUGCUGCUCCUUGCCACAAAACCCUGGCCAAACCCUCUUCCACCCCCCCCCCCCCCCUUUUUCUCAUCGUCGACGGAACGUUCAACUUCCCAGAAAGCCAAGCCAAGCCGCCCCCCCUACUAAACUACCUUACCCUCCCCCCUUCCCCCAGUCCCCCAGUGUCCCCACACGCGCGAACGAGUGCGUCGUCGAACGGGCCGUUAUUAGGUUGCUCGAUCCGUACUACGACACCACCCACCACCACCACUACCAGCGCCGCGCUGGCUCCAGCACCACCAGCAAGCACCAGCACACGCACCACCGCCGCCGACGCCGCCACAACCACCACUACCAACACCACCACCAACGAAGAAGGGCUUCUCUCCCGCUCACUCUUGUCCGGGAGACAGAUCCCUUUCCACUCCUCUACCUUUUUUUCUUUCGCACUGUCGCGUCCGUACAACGAAUCCUGCCAUCCCAUCCAUUCAUCCAUCCGAGCGCCGCCGUCGUCGUCCCUGCGCGAGCGUUUUGGUCCUUCGGUCCGCCGCCAGAGCUACCCGCCACCCCGCGUCUCGUCUCGGUCACACAGCAGUUCGUGUGGUUACGCUCGCGGGGCGCACUCCGUCCAUCGAUAGGUCUGCUCCUCCGCCGUUGCCGGACCUGCUGUUGCGCCCGCGGUGCGUUGCGUGUUUUUUUUUCUCCUUCUUCUCUCCGUGCGUCCGGCGAGCGCCGUAAGUUACAGCGCUGCUGCUUCUGCUGCUGCACCCCCGUGAGAGGGCAGAGACAGGGCAGAGGGCACAGAGAAAGAGAGAGCGAGAGAUCGAAGGACACAGACGCCGAAACCGGGGAAAGCCGAGCGUCCUCGGCACCCCGGCCGAUCGCUGCGACGUCAAUUCAUUCAAAGCUCGAGUACUUGAGGGAGGAGCCCGAGCGAGCGGACAGACAGACAGACAGACACCGCCUGGCCCAACGACUGAAACCUGCGAGCAGCAGCAGCAUCAGGUGCUUUUCCUCGGUUGACGGACGGGUCGAGCCUCGCCUCGCCUCGCCUCAGACAGUGGCCGCCCCCUUUCUCGUCGCAGACUGCCGACUCUCUCGCCCGCCCGCUGGUUGGCAUUUUUCAGCUUUAUCGCAUUUCAGCGUCCGCUGACGACGUCGCGGACAAUCACUCGCUCGCUCACUCACGCAGGCACGCAAGCACGCGCUCCCACUCGCCAGCGCUCGCCGCAUCCCUGCGCUGGACGGAGUCGAGGUCGACAGCGUCGCAGUUUCGGCGUCGAUCGCCACAGCGCGCCAACGAUCCAUCACCUUUUUAACCCAUCGGCCCCCCCCCCUCUCACCAGCCACCCCGUCGAGGACGGGAACCGAACAAGGUUCUGCGCACCGUCUUGCGCGCCCGUCACCGCCGACGCUGCUCGGUUCCUCGACCGAACCAACUCGCCCGCCCGGCGUGUGUUUCUGCUCUGUGGCCGCAACUGCUGCUGCUGCCGCCGCAUUCUCCCCCGUCCAUUGUCCAGGUAGGGACGCUGCGCUGUCGCCAGUGGAACCCUCUACCAAUCGCCUACCCCAAACGCUCCUACUCUAGCACCCGGGCCUUGUGUCGAGCCGCAAUUACCGCCCGGCAGAGCCAAGGAAAACGGGACAGUUCGUCGUACGACAAGCGCACAGGCGCCGUCGGCACAUCUCACACACUCUCACACACACACUCACACACCCUCAGAAACCACUAACUAGCAUUACUGGGGCCCAAAGGACAGACAGACGUCAGACCAAAAAAAAAAUAAAGAGGCAAGACUAGGGCCAUUGCGAGCGAUCCUCCGCGGCGGACCCCAGCAAUGUUUACACAGCCAGUGUCUUCGCCUCCCCCCGGCCCGCAGACUGCCUCGCCCGUCUCCCCAGGGCGGCCCAGCCGUCUGCGCGGCCUCAGCUACCUGCGCAACUACACGCACAACCACCUUUUGUCGCGUGACAGCAACUCCAACUCCAACUCCAACAACAGCUCACACGCCGCCCCCGCAGGCACAGGCACAGGCACGGGCACCCCCUCGCCGCCCACCCGCACCGGCAGUGCCCACGCUCACGCGCACGCGCACGGCGCAAGCCUCACCCGCUCCGUCAGCUACACGCCCUCGUCAACCACCACCACCACCCCCUCCGCACACGCCCACCCGACUGCGCCUGCCGCCGCCCAUAACCUCAACCGCCUGACCCUCGUCAGCUCCAACCCCGAUACCUCGUCGGCCCGCGCGAGAAUUUCCUCCGCCACAAAUCAUCCCGAGUCCAUCCCCGAGGCCACCGCCGUCGCCGCCCCCCCAGCGACCCCGCACGCCGCCGACGACCGCCAGCCCGCCAUGCCUCACAACGCGACUGCGACGACGACGACGACGACGACGACGGCAACCAUGACUGCGACGGGCGACGCUGCCGCCGCCGCGUCCGCCCCCAGCCCCGAAAACACCCCGUCGAUACGAUUCUCCGCGUACUACGACCCGCGCUCUACCCGUCCUUCGCUUUCCUUCCCGCCCAUCUCCAGGACCCUGCCCAACGGCUCAGAGAUUAUCCGCGUCGGCCGCUACUCGGAGCGCGAUGGUCAGGCCGCCAACAUGGCCGGCAACCAACCAUCGGCCGCCCCCGUCGGCUUCAAGAGCAAGGUCGUCAGCCGUCGCCACUGCGAGUUCUGGUGCGAGGACGGCAAGUGGUACAUUCGCGACGUCAAGAGCUCGUCGGGCACGUUCCUCAACCACAUCCGCCUCAGCCCGCCGUCACAGGAGAGCAAGGCAUACCCCGUCAACGACGGUGACAUUGUCCAGCUCGGCAUCGACUUCAAAGGCGGCGAGGAGAUGAUUUUCCGAUGCGUCAAGAUGCGCCUCGAGCUCAACCGAGGCUGGCAGAACAAGCUCAACACCUUCAACGUUGCUGCGCACAAGCGGCUGCGCACAAUGGCCACCAGCAACACCGCCGCGUCCGUGUCGAGCUCGAACUCGCAGGACUGCUCCAUCUGCCUCAACUCCAUUGCUCCCUGCCAGUCACUCUUCGUGGCACCCUGCUCGCACACAUGGCAUUUCAAGUGCGUGCGGUCACUUUUGUCGUCGCCGCAGUAUCCCAUCUUUGUCUGUCCAAAUUGCCGCGCCGGCGCCGACUUGGAGGCCGAUGUCGAGGAGCCAGACGAGGAGUGGCAGCAGCUCGAGGAUGGCGCCGAAGAAGAGGCAAAGCCCGAAGCGGCCAACGGGCAGCCUUCCGAGGCUACGCUGAAGGCCCCGCCCGUGCCGGCGGCCGAGCCAGAUGCCAUGGACACAACCAUGGACGUCACCGUCAACCCCAACGCGGCCGACAGUCCCAGCGGGAGGUCCAACUUGCCGCACGAGCCGACGGAACCCGUGCCCAUUCGCAACCCGGCGUCUGGAGCCGGGCGCGUGAACCAACUGCGCGAGACUCGGUCGCCGUCUCCGCAAACCAACGGAGAGGGGCCGAUCACGCCGAGGAACAACGCAGGGCCCUGGGUGUUUGACGGCGGCGCCGGGCGGCGGGUGGCGGAUCCGACGGCCGAGAUGACGAGUCUGGACGCCGCGACGGAGAUGGACCUCAGCGGGGGCGGCACGAGCGACGCCUCGAGCCACUGACGCGGGGCCACAAUCAUGACGAUAAAGAGGUGGGAAAUGCAAUCUUACAUGGUUCCAAGGGACGGCAUAGCGAGCAGACUGUAGAUACCAUAGAGCGGCGUUGGCUUUUGGCUUGGCGGGCCGGCGCGCGGGUGCACGGCGUUGAGGGGGCAUCAUCGUGCGGGGGCUGGCCAAACCAUCCAUCAUGGAGGCGAGCAUGCGAUCAUGACUCGGCGUCUUUGCCACAGCAUGGGGCGACAGUACCUAGGCAUUGGCCUCGCGUGGCCUUUUGUUUGUUUCGACAGGGUGUGGCACGCAUACAUAUAUAAUGAAAUCGGGGCUCAGUGAAAAGCUGAGUGUGGUCCAUGGCCGACUGCCUACCUGUAUUGCAGAGCAUACCUAGGUGUACAAGCAUUGUCGCAACAUGAGGUGAUUGUGGUGGUGGUGUUGCUGGCUCAUGUAGUUGGUGGUGUUUUGUGCGUGUGGGCUAUACGGAGUUGGAUGGCCUGGCGGUACGACAGUGGGAAAGUCCAUCAUCUUUCCGUGGCUGUCUGUACUCUGCACGCGGGAUUUACGAGUCUACCCAUCCAGUGAGUGAUAAAUGCAAUGCCUCGCUCUAUGGAU
Messenger RNA from Purpureocillium takamizusanense, 4298 nucleotides. RefSeq lists its product as uncharacterized. Gene Ontology annotation, cellular component: cell division site; mitotic spindle pole body; cytosol. Gene Ontology annotation, molecular function: protein binding; ubiquitin protein ligase activity. Gene Ontology annotation, biological process: ubiquitin-dependent protein catabolic process; mitotic spindle assembly checkpoint signaling; negative regulation of septation initiation signaling. The coding region runs from base 1911 to 3695 and encodes 594 amino acids. Lineage: Eukaryota; Fungi; Ascomycota; Sordariomycetes; Hypocreales; Ophiocordycipitaceae. The record is from RefSeq and is a predicted model, not a curated record. The transcript has 3 exons.